AUGGAAUGGGUCAAGUUUGGCGAUUCGGCUUCGGUACACGCAGCCAAUGCGAAGCACGGCAUCAGUGAUAGCCGCAUCAGCAACAUUGGCCCCGACGUUGGUGCAUCUCUGCCUCCCUUCUGGACCUACAGUCACGAGACCCUUCCUUCUCGCUCUACACCCUGGACCAAUGUCUCUCUCCUCACCAACGUCUGGACCGGAGUCACCCCAGCCAUCAUUCAGCACGACAUCAACAACUACAAGACCGACUCCCUGCGCGAAUCAUGGUGGUCCAACAUUUGGUACCAGAAGUACGGUCGCAAGAUGUUCGACGUGCACGUCCAAUCGCCCAUUGGUCCUGUUGCCAUCUCCGGCUACGAUGCUGCAUCUCGCCGCCAAUGGUGGAGCGCAGAGGACUGGAAGGGCGGUGCCAGAAACGAAACCAGAUUCUGGUGGAGAUAUGAAGAUGUCUGUGGAGGAACAGAGCAAGAGGUCUUCAGGGACAAGAAGGGUCCGUGGUACCUGCCAUCUAACCAUUAG
Messenger RNA from Aureobasidium pullulans EXF-150, 519 nucleotides. RefSeq lists its product as uncharacterized. The transcript has a single exon. The record is from RefSeq and is a predicted model, not a curated record. Lineage: Eukaryota; Fungi; Ascomycota; Dothideomycetes; Dothideales; Saccotheciaceae. Bases 1 to 519 code for a protein of 172 amino acids.